Messenger RNA from Aspergillus pseudotamarii, 2487 nucleotides. Its product is annotated as beta-glucosidase H. Gene Ontology annotation, molecular function: beta-glucosidase activity. Lineage: Eukaryota; Fungi; Ascomycota; Eurotiomycetes; Eurotiales; Aspergillaceae. The transcript has 3 exons. The record is from RefSeq and is a predicted model, not a curated record. Gene Ontology annotation, biological process: glucan catabolic process. Bases 1 to 2487 code for a protein of 828 amino acids.
AUGACAUUGGACAUAGAUUACGUGCUCUCCCAUAUCACGCAGGAGGACAAGAUCGCCCUUCUCGCAGGCACCGACUUCUGGCAUACCCACCCCAUUCCCGAAUUGAAUGUGCCUUCAAUCCGUUCUACCGACGGCCCUAAUGGUAUAAGAGGCACGAAGUUCUUCGCCGGUGUGCCGGCUGCCUGUUUGCCCUGUGGCACCGCCUUGGCGUCCACUUGGGAUCAAGAUCUACUACGCGAAGUGGGAGUGCUAAUUGGAAAAGAAUGUCUGGCAAAGGGGGCGCACUGUUGGCUGGGUCCGACAAUCAAUAUGCCCCGAUCACCACUGGGCGGCCGGGGUUUUGAGUCUUUCGCGGAGGACCCGCAUCUCGCCGGAGGAAUGGCUGCCUCGAUGAUCACAGGCUGUGAGAGCACCGGGGUUAUCUCCGCGGUAAAACAUUUCGUCGGUAAUGACCAGGAACAUGAGCGGAGGGCUGUGGAUGUUCUUGUCACUCAGCGCGCGUUGAGAGAGAUCUAUCUGCGACCUUUUCAGAUCGUAGCCCGUGACGCGGGUCCUGGUGCUCUGAUGACUUCCUACAACAAGAUCAACGGCAAGCACGUUGUGGAGAGUAAGGAGAUGUUGGAUAUGGUCCGUCAGGAGUGGAAGUGGAAUCCGCUUAUCAUGAGUGACUGGCUGGGAACGUACACCACGAUUGACUCAAUGAACGCCGGUUUGGAUUUGGAGAUGCCGGGUCCGUCGCGGUAUCGAGGCCGAUAUGUGGAAUCAGCCGUGCAGGCAAGGUUGAUUAAGGAGUCCACCAUUGAUAGUCGCGCACGAAAGGUCCUUGAGUUUGUUCGGCAAGCAACCAGAGCACCGGUAUCCGCUGUGGAAACUGGAAGGGACUAUCCGGAAGAUCGGGCGCUGAAUCGAAAGUUGUGUGCCAACACUAUCGUGCUUUUGAAGAACAAGGAUGAGCUUUUACCCUUGCCCAAGACGAUCAAGAAGAUUGCCCUGAUCGGCUCGCAUGUACGAACUCCAGCGAUCUCCGGUGGUGGCAGCGCCUCCCUGGAACCGUACUAUACCGUCUCGUUGUAUGACGCUGUGACCGAAGCUCUUCCCCACACCGAGAUUCUCCACGAGGUGGGCGCUUAUGCGCACAAAAUGCUACCUGUGAUCGACCGGCUCCUUAGCAAUGCUGUGAUGCAUUUCUACAACGAGCCCGUAGGGACGGAGGAGCGUAUUUUACGCGCCACACAGCCGAUGUCGAAGACCGCCUUUCAGCUAAUGGAUUUUAAUGCACCGGAGCUCAACAGAGGUCUAUUCUAUGCGACGCUAACUGGUGACUUUACGCCAGAUGCGUCGGGUGUGUGGGACUUUGGCCUCACAGUCUUUGGCACUGGUACAUUGUACGUCGACGACGAAUUAGUCGUCGACAAUACCACACAUCAAACCCGAGGAACGGCGUUCUUCGGCAAAGGAACGGUGCAAGAACUGGGAUCGAAGGCUCUCAACGCGGGUCAAACCUACAAGAUCCGGAUCGAAUAUGGAUCUGCGAAUACUAGUCCUAUGAAAGCAAUCGGCGUGGUACACUUUGGUGGCGGUGCAGCGCACCUUGGAGCAUGCUUACAUACCGAUCCCACAGAGAUGGUGCAGAGUGCUGUUAAGGCAGCUGCAGAGGCGGACUAUACCAUUCUCUGUACCGGACUGAAUCACGAAUGGGAGUCUGAGGGAUUUGACCGGCCGGAUAUGGACCUUCCGCCUGGGAUUGAUGCGUUGAUCACCUCUGUGCUGGAUGUUGCGGCGAACAGAACAGUGAUUGUUAAUCAGUCCGGGACGCCAGUGACGAUGCCCUGGGCUGAUAAGGCGAGGGGGAUCGUUCAGGCCUGGUAUGGAGGUAAUGAGACCGGUCAUGGUAUCGCGGAUGUGAUAUUUGGGGACGUCAACCCAUCCGGCAAGCUGCCACUAUCGUGGCCGUUGGAUGUGAAACACAACCCAGCGUAUCUGAAUUACGCCAGCGUGGGGGGAAGGGUGCUGUACGGCGAGGAUGUCUAUGUUGGAUAUCGGUACUACGAGAAGGUUGGCCGGGAGGUGUUAUUCCCAUUUGGCCACGGUCUUUCCUAUACGACCUUUACCGUGUCUCCGGAUGUGGUCUUCUCCCAGGAAUCGUUUAGACCCGAGGAACCCCUGACGGCUACUGUACAAAUCAAGAAUACUGGCAAGGUAGCUGGAGCGCAAGUCCUCCAGCUGUAUAUCUCCGCCCCUCAAUCCCCCACACCUCGCCCGACUAAGGAGUUGCACGGAUUUACGAAAGUUCUUUUGCAACCCGGGGAAGGAAGAGUGGUCCAUAUUGGCGUGGAUAAAUACGCCACAAGUUUCUGGGAUGAAAUCGAAGGCAUGUGGAAAAGCGAAGAGGGUAUGUACGAAGCUCUGAUAGGUACAUCAAGUCAAAAUAUCCUGGCGAAGGGGACAUUCAGGGUGGAUGGGACGAGAUACUGGCUUGGAUUAUAA